Hyposmocoma kahamanoa is the source of this 1157-nucleotide messenger RNA. RefSeq names its product protein MIS12 homolog. Gene Ontology annotation, biological process: mitotic cell cycle. Bases 49 to 678 code for a protein of 209 amino acids. The record is from RefSeq and is a predicted model, not a curated record. NCBI's taxonomy places the organism in Eukaryota, Metazoa, Arthropoda, Insecta, Lepidoptera, Cosmopterigidae. The transcript has a single exon. Gene Ontology annotation, cellular component: nucleus; chromosome, centromeric region.
GAGAUUACUUUGAUUCUGUUUGCAGAACGGAUAAUUCUUAUACCUAAUAUGAUAAAAACAGAACCUUGGACAGGAGGUAUAGAUGAAGAAUAUGAGACUCAGUACUUUGGUUUUGGCGCACAGCGUCUCAAAAUUGCAGUGCGUCAAAUGGUGGAGCAGAAAAUUGAAACUGGAGUAAAAGAAAUGAAAUCUUAUCUUCUGGAAUCCUUGGAAUUGAAUGAUACUGACAAGUUAACCUUGACACAUUCGUGUGAUAAGCUUUUGCGGCUGUACUGCCAUCGCGCGGGACCGUCUUUACACAUUAUUGACGAGGAAAUCGAAAGGAUAUUGAAAGUGCCUUCUAAUGUGCUUCUGCCUGAGGAUGAGGUUCAAAUUCAACAGUCAACGGAUGAGGACUAUGUCAGAUUAAAAGAAGAGGUGGCUAAUUUAAGAAGAAGAGUCGAAAGGGCAGCUUUAAUGGAAGCCUUAUUGACUGCUGAAGAAGAUGAACUGACAUCAGUUGAAGAGGUUUGUGAGACUGCCAAGAAGGACAUGGAAGUUCUAGAUUUAUUGAACAAAAACAUUGAGGGGGCUGAGGGCCUCAAGACAUUACAGAAUGAUACACAGUUUUUGUGUACAAAUGUACCUUUCAUGAAUGUACAAAUGAAGUCUAGUGAAGACAAUUUUUUUGAUAAGUAACACUUAAAUAUGUAAUAAUGCUGGUCAUAAAUUGUAAUAAAAUUGAGAAGCUUCAGAACAAAAAUUGAUAAAUUCAAUUCUAAUUUUGUCCAUUUACUGGAUUUGUCCCAUUGUGUCAGAUCUGCGCAUUUGAAACAUAUUUUGAAGGAUGAUUUAGUGGUUGCUUUUCAGGUUGGAUAAAUUAUUCAUAGAAACAUACAAAAACUAUCAAUUGCCAUUAAAAACGCAGAACAGGUCAAAUGAGUUUUUAUUUCGACGCUCCUCAAUUAUAACUUAAUUGAGUUGAUAUGAUGUAUGAAAUCUCAUGUGUAGUACUACUGCUUGAUUCUUUGUAAAAUUAAAGCUAUAUAGGUACUGUACUUUGCAGGACUAUAUUUACUAACGUCAUAAACAACAAUUUUUGUUUGAUGACUUAAUAAUUAAUCAGAUUUAACUCUUGUGCAAUUAUAAUUGAGUGUAUGCAUUAUUAUUAUUAUUAU